CCUCGUCCCCGCCCUUUCUUGCCUCUUCCUCUCUCCACAGUCCUCCUCCACCCCCACUUUAGUUCGACCGAGCUUGACGGUGCGGAAAGUCCCUUAGUCCUGAGCUGGAUCAGCAGCCAUUGGCGGAAACGCUGUCACGAGAAGGACCAAUCGUGGCGCGCGCUGGAACGUCGUUCAGGUCACGAUUGGCCUUCAUGUCAGUUCCCCCUACCCACUACCACUCCCUCCCUUCCUUCUCUCCAGCUUGGAGGCGGGGCAGGCGGGGGCGGGUCCAGGUAGCAGGUUCGGUAGCUCGGCGCCGCGCGUCUCUUAGAGGUAAAUAGUUGGCUGUGGCAGCGAAGAUUUUGGCCUGAAGAGCCGGGGGCCUCAGCGUUGGGAACCCGGGUUCAACUUGGUCGGACCUGUCGCCUUCAGUUUUCUAUCCUCAGUGUGAGGAUGCUGUUACACAAUCAAUUGGAGUUCUUUAGUUGAAAGAUUCUCUGUGGACAGAAGGCUUUUUGAUUUGAGAUAUUUUUAGAACAUGGACAUCAAUUUGCUAAAACCAAAGCUUGAGACUGCCAAUGAAGGUGUUUUUUUUUGUUUUUUGGGGGGCCAUUUUACUGCAAAUAUGCUAGUGAUUCCUUUUUCUUGAAUUAAUCUUUCAAACUUAGAAUCACAAUGAAUUCAGGCUUAUGGAGCCAAGAAAAAGUUACUUCACCUUACUUGGAAGAACGAAUUUUUUACUUGCUUCUGCAAGAAUGCAGUGUUUCAGACAAACAAACACAAAAGAUUAUUAAAGUACCUAAAGGAAGCAUAGGACAAUAUGUUCAAGAUCGUUCUUUGAGCCAUGCAAGAAUUCCUCUUUCUAAAGGCAAGAAAAAUCAUAUUGGAUUAAAAAUUUUGGAACAGCCACAUGCAGUCUUAUUUGUGGAUGAGAAGGAUGUUGUAGAAAUAAGUGAAAAAUUCACAGAAUUGCUUUUGGCCAUUACCAAUUGUGAGGAAAGAUUCAGUCUGUUUAAAAACAGAAGCAGACUAAGUAAAGGCCUCCAAAUAGAUGUGGGAUGCCCUGUGAAAGUACAGCUGAGAUCUGGGGAAGAAAAAUUUCCUGGAGUUGUACGCUUCAGAGGACCUUUGUUAACGGAGAGGACAGUGUCGGGAAUAUUCUUUGGCGUAGAAUUGCUGGAAGAAGGUCGGGGUCAAGGUUUCACUGAUGGAAUUUACCAAGGGAAACAACUUUUCCGGUGUGAUGAAGAUUGUGGUGUCUUUGUGGCUUUGGACAAAUUAGAGCUUAUAGAAGAUGAUGACAGUACAUUGGAAAGUGAUUAUGCAGGCCCGAUUGACAUGAUGCAGGUUGAACUUCCUCCUUUGGAAAUAAAUUCCAGAGUUUCUUUGAAGGUUGGCGAAGGUAUAGAAUCUGGAACAGUUAUAUUCUGUGAUGUCUUGCCAGGAAAAGAGAAUUUAGGAUACUUUGUUGGAGUUGAUAUGGAUAAUCCUAUUGGAAAUUGGGAUGGAAGAUUCAAUGGAAUACAACUUUGUAGUUUUGCAAGUGUGGAAAGUACACUUUUGUUGCAUAUCAAUGAUAUUAUACCAGAUAGUGUGACACAAGAAAGAAGGCCUCCCAAACUUGCAUUUAUGCCAAGAGGUGGUGGGGAUAAAGCUUUAUCCAGUCAUAGUAAACCAAAGGCUACAGGAUCUACCUCAGACCCUGGAAAUAGAAGCAGAUCUGAAUUAUUUUACACGUUAAAUGGUGGUUCUGUUGAUUCUCAACCACAAAUCAAAUCAAAAAACACUUGGUACAGUGAUGAAGUUGCUGAAGAUCCUGCAAAAUCCCUAACAGAUAUAUCAUCAGAUUUUGGACAUUCUUCACCACCUCUGCAGCCUCCUUCUAUAAACUCUUCCGCCAAUGAGAACAGAUUUCACUCUUUACCAUUUAGCUUGACAAAGAUGCCAAAUACCAAUGGAGGUAUUGGGCAUAGUCCUCUAUCUCUCUCUGUUCAGUCGGUGAUAGGAGAGCUAAACAACUCUCCGGUCCAGGAGAGUCCACCUUUGACUGUACCUUCAAGUAAUUCACAUGGUCUUGAAGUAGGCUCAUUGGCUGAAGUUAAAGAUAAUCCUCCUUUCUUUGGUGUAAUACGUUGGAUUGGUCAGCCACCAGGACUAAAUGAAGUAUUAGCAGGACUGGAACUGGAAGACGAAUGUGCAGGCUGUACAGAUGGAACUUUCAGAGGUACGCGUUAUUUCACCUGUGCCCUAAAGAAGGCGCUGUUCGUUAAACUCAAGUGCUGCAGGCCUGAUUCUAGGUUCGCCUCACUUCAGCCAGUUUCCAACCAGAUUGAACGGUGCAACUCUUUAGCAUUUGGAGGUUACUUAAGUGAAGUGGUAGAAGAGAAUACUCCACCAAAAAUGGAAAAAGAAGGUUUAGAGGUAAUGAUUGGAAAGAAGAAAGGUAUCCAGGGCCAUUACAAUUCUUGUUACUUAGACUCUACCUUAUUCUGCUUAUUUUCUUUUAGUUCUGUUCUGGACACUGUCUUACUUAGACCUAAAGAAAAGAAUGAUGUAGAAUAUUAUAGUGAAACUCAAGAACUACUGAGGACAGAAAUUGUAAAUCCUCUUAGAAUAUAUGGAUAUGUUUGUGCCACAAAAAUUAUGAAACUGAGAAAAAUACUUGAGAAAGUUGAGGCUGCAUCAGGUUUUACCUCUGAAGAAAAAGAUCCUGAAGAGUUCUUGAACAUCCUGUUUCAUCAUAUCUUGAGGGUAGAACCAUUAUUAAAGAUAAGAUCUGCAGGACAAAAGGUACAAGAUUGUUAUUUCUAUCAAAUUUUUAUGGAAAAAAAUGAAAAAGUUGGUGUUCCUACAAUUCAACAGCUGCUAGAAUGGUCUUUCAUCAAUAGUAACCUAAAAUUCGCAGAGGCACCAUCAUGUCUGAUUAUUCAGAUGCCUCGAUUUGGAAAAGACUUCAAACUCUUCAAAAAAAUUUUUCCUUCACUGGAAUUAAAUAUAACAGAUUUACUUGAAGAUACUCCCAGACAGUGCCGGAUAUGUGGAGGACUUGCUAUGUAUGAAUGCAGAGAAUGCUAUGAUGAUUCUGACAUUUCUGCUGGGAAAAUCAAGCAGUUUUGUAAAACCUGCAACACACAAGUCCACCUUCAUCCCAAGAGGUUAAGUCAUAAAUACAAUCCAGUGUCACUUCCCAAAGACUUGCCUGACUGGGACUGGAGACAUGGCUGUAUACCUUGUCAGAAGAUGGAGUUGUUUGCUGUUCUCUGCAUUGAAACAAGCCAUUAUGUUGCUUUUGUAAAGUAUGGGCGAGAUGACUCAGCCUGGCUCUUCUUUGACAGCAUGGCUGACCGUGAUGGUGGUCAGAAUGGCUUUAACAUUCCUCAAGUUACCCCAUGCCCAGAAGUCGGGGAGUACUUGAAAAUGUCAGUAGAAGAACUGCAUUCCCUGGACUCCAGGAGAAUCCAAGGCUGUGCUAGAAGACUUCUUUGUGAUGCAUAUAUGUGCAUGUAUCAAAGUCCAACAAUGAGUUUGUACAAGUAAAUCAUUAUGGUCAACUGGAAAAGAGAAGAAACUGCAAAUUUUUACUGUUGCAUUUUCCUUGAGUUGGCUGUCAUUAGCAUCCAUUGCCGGCAUUGGAUGCCUCUGUGGUGAUAAUCCUUAAAAAAAAAAGGAGUAAUGCAUUAAAAAACAAAUUGCAUUUAUGUUACUGAAUAUUUAAAUAAGAAGUAUUUUGCACUCUAGAAAGUAUGUUUGUGUUGGUUUUUUAAAAAGUCUAAUGAAGUUAUUAAAACCUGAAGCUUUAAGUUAAGUGCAUUGAUCAUAUAAUAUUUUUGGAAGCUUAGAGAUUGAAUUAUAACAGUUUUAUAAACCUCCUUAGUUCACUGGGAAUGUCAACAGACACUCAUGACCCUGUGCUUGGUGUAUUUCAGUGGACCAAGGAUACCAAAUCAUUUUUCCUUUGUAGCUGAUGGUUGCCUUGAGGAAGAAAUAAUUUGGUUUUAUUAAGAGGCUUGAUUUUAACCCAGUUAUUACAAUUGUUUUGCGGGAUUGGUUUUGUUAACUCAUUCCUACCUAGUUCAAGAUUUUUGCAUGUCAAGAAUCCUCUGAAUUUGUGUUUCUGCAGUUGUCAGAAAAUACCUACUCUUACCCCUAAUAUUUGUUGAUUUCUAUUUUGCUUUUUUUUUCCUGAUAAGUAUGUGAAACUUUUCUUAAAAAAAAAAAAGCCUUUUGUGUAAUAGUCUUCGGGGAUUGGGGCAGUAAUAUUUGACAAAUGAAACUUCAUAUAUAGUAGUGGAUUAUCAGUUGAAUGAUCUAUUUUUUCAGACUUUAUAAACUUUUUUUGUGGAAUGGGGAACAGUAAAUUUAUAAAAGUGUUCAGGUGUUAAAUUGAACCAAAUGCUAGCUUUUAGUAGCCAGUUCAACAUAAAUGUAGUCCAAAAAAUGAAAUUUGGUGUAUGAAGUUAUGUGGUAAAUUUUUACUAAAAAGAUAUUAGGUCCCAUAGUCUUUUAGUAUAUUUACAUCUAAAUGCCCAGGACUAAAAUGUUUUACUAGCCAGGACCAUAGCUAAGAAACUAAAUCAGAUAGUUUCUUCUGAGAUAAUGCUUCUUUUAUGAAUCUUUUUUGUAUCCAUUGAAACCAUUCUGUCAACUGGCUGCAUCCUGACUUCUGACUAAACUAGGAAAAAAAGCCUGAUGUUUUCCUAGUUAAUAUCCAUUGUGUGUAUAUACCGCAAUUGGAUGUUGUAGAUUCCUAUCUAUAGAUAUGAAUUUCAUUGUUGUGGAAUGUGUAGUCACAAAUUAUUUUAUACUAUUGAUGCCUCUCUGGGCUUUCUAACCAUGCAGAAAGACAAGAGAGGUCAUGUGCUUAUAGCAUAUGACUGUAUAAAAGUGUUUAAUAUCAUAAAAUGCCUGAAUGACUAAAAUCUUUACAAAUAAUGAAAUUUUUAGAAAGUUGAACACUUUCCUUUCUUUAAUUGCAUCAUUCCUUUAAAAAUAUUUGUCAGCUUUGAAAACUUCACCUGUACAAAAAUUUACUAUCUUAAAUUGUUGGAAAGUAGGGUAGAUCUGUUCUCACAGGCUAAGAAUUUGUUCUAUAAUAUUUUGAGGAAGUGCCAUAUAUUUUAAAGAUCAUUGUACUGGAAGUCAAGAGAUCUGUGUGCUAGUCCUGAAUCUCUUAAUAUUUAUUUGACCCUAGGCAGGUUUCUUUUUUGACCCUAUGGCCUCAGUUUCUUAAUCUGCAAAAUUAAGGAGUGGAAUAAGGUAACCUAUAAGGUCCCAUCCAGAUUUCAAAUUCUUUGAUUUAUAUAUUACUUUUUGAACUAAGGUCAUUAACAUAAUUAUAAGACAUACUACUUAUUAUGAGGGACAAGUCAAGAUUCAAACUAUAAAAUAUUUUUAUCUUCAUUUUCUUUAUUUAGUAUCUAUCUUUUGAUACAACUAUUGCUUUUUAACACCAGUUGGGCAUUUGAUGACAGAAGACUAAAAGUUAAUUCUUUCCUUAUAAAAGUUUAUUUUUUUUUUAAAGUAUAACCUGAAGAAAUCCUAUGAGGAGAGAUCUUUAGUUUUUAGUUUUGUUUUUUUUAAGUCAUGAUUUAAUGCUUGCAUUGUCUCUCAUUGAAGUUUGUGGUGUAUAUUUUUCUGUACAAGGUUCCUUAACCAUAAUUUACUUAUUUUUGUUAUUCUGGGAUUUUAAUUUACUGUUUUCCCUUGUCAAUAGCACUUAAAAUAAAAGUAGUAGUGGAAGGAAUGAGAGAGAACAACACCUUUGAUGGUGUGAAUCUUUUUUUUAAGUAGUCCCCAUCUUAUUCUCCCUCUUUCUCUUUUGCUUUGAUUUUCCUCCUUCCCUUUGCCUUGUUUUUUUUACUCAGUGUAUCUGAAUUGUCAAGUGGGCACGUUAGGGGGAAAUGUAGUCUUAGUUGGUGUGGCAGCUUUCCCCUUUCCUUGCCCUAGUCCCUCUUUGUCUUAACAUCAGAUUUAGUUCUUUAACACCUUCAUCCUUUAAAAAAUAAGUUUUUCAAAUGCUUGGAAAUGCUUUCCUCUCUUACUGCCUUUUAUAUAAUCAAAACAAAAGGCAAUACAGGAUUGUUUUUGUCUAUUGUCAUAACACCAUUAGUAUACACAGAUAUGGAUAAAAAAUGUUUUAUGUCCAUCAAAAGAUAGCUAUUAAAUGGUUAAUACAGUGGGCCUUUAAGAUCUUUUUUUCUCAAUAGCAGCAGAAUAAAGAGUUUCCACCAUAUUAAAAAAAACAAAACAACAUUUUAUACUGUGAUAGGUGAAAGGGAAAUUAUAUUCAAUUCAAAAGAAAGAAAAUAUUAAACAGCAAUUUAUAAUAUUUAUUAAGUUAUUUUUUCAGAAUAACUUAACAAAUAUUUGUAUUAACCAAAGUUCCUUUCUAUUCCAAAUUUAUUUGGCCUUUUUUUCUGCUCAAGUAGUGUUUAUUACAUAGUAGUUGUUUGGAAAUAAAAUAUUUUAUGUAUUAAGUCAGAUUAUCUUAUUAUCUGAUUAAGUAAAUAUAGUUUAUAACCAGGCAUUAGUCUCUCCCUGCUCACCUUUAUCUUGACACUCACUUUUGAUUUGAGCUUUUGGAUAAUGGUGAGUAAAGCUGUUGUUGGUAUUCAACAAUAUGGAAUAGCAGAGUCCAGGUUACUGUCAGAUAAAUUUUAAGUACCCAUUAUUUGCUUAAAUCUGUGCUAAGCUCUAUGGAGACUUCAGAAGUAUAAAAUAUGGUCCCUAUCCUUAGGAGAUUUACACUAUAAUUGUGACAUUGGAUUAUAUUACUUUGUUUAUGGUCUCUGGUAUUAAUGUGAAUAAUUAAGACUUAAAAAAUAGUACCAGAUAUGUCAUUUGAGUGCAAGGGCUACAUAAAGUAUAAAUUUCACCUAUUUUAACUGUCUGUCUUUCAGGUAUUUAUAGUCAUUGGGAAAUGACUAUGUCUUCCUAAGUGCAAACAAUUCUUCCCAUAUUUUAAGAUGAAUUUUUCUUGUGUUAUCUGGACUUCUUCCUCACUAUUUGAACUCUUUGGGAAAAUAUAGCUUCUGAAAACCAAAGAAAUAAUGAGAAAUGUUACCAUUUAGAGUCAGAGACGACACAGUUAGCUACUUGCUAGGUAAAAAUGUACAAAUCAUGCAUGGAAACUAUGAGUUAAUAGUUUGCUAUUUCGUGUGGAAUGGAAUAGGAUAUGGUUUUCUAGGGAAUGGUGACAUUUGGCAAAACAUCUACACCUUUCUUUUGAUGGAAAAAAGUUGCUGAAAUUCCCAAAGCUGAGGCAAAACAUACAAAAGAAAAAGCAACGUUUGCUAAUGAAACAGCAGACUCCUGAAAGCGUAUGUGAUGAGUUGUACUAAAUGCAAACAAGGGCUUAUAUUGGUCAUAGAUGUUACUCUUAUCUAUUUAGAGCAAAGGAUUUCAGAAAGCAAAUCAUGCUACUGAGAACAAUAUUUUCUUUGAUAUUUGAAAAAAUAGAAAUAUUAUUCUUAGGAAAAGAGAGAGAAAAGCCUUUUGUUUUAUAGAAACCAACCCAGACUUUCUAUAAUUAUCACCUCUCAGGUGAACAAAGGGAAGGAUUCAGUAGACUUGUGAAAGGCCUGUUUUUGUGGCUGUAAACAAGAUUUAAAAAAGUAGAAAAUAAACUUGAUCCAGAGUACAAAUAUUUUUAGACAAAAGUUGAGCAGAAUCUCUAUAUUAUAUUGGGAGAGGAGAAAGGAUUUUAUUUCUUGUUUUCCUAUCUCUUUAGCAGUGAGGCACCUUUUCCUUUGCAGUAUUGAGGGCAUCAGUUUUUUCUUUUUGCCUGGAUAAGGUAAGGAAAAGAAGCCCAGUGCUGAAGACCUAACUUUUAGCAACCAGAGCUUCAGAAAAGAACAUCCACUAAUCUAAAUUGUUAACUUGAAUUUUAUAUAUAUCUAUAUCUAUUUGUGUGCAUAUAUAUAUAAUGUGUGCAUGUGCAUACACACAUGUAUAUGUAUCUCCUCAUAGAUAUACAUGUAUAUACACACAUACAUGUAUACACAUAUAUUUAAAGCACUUAGUACUAUUUUUUUCCUAAAGGAGUAUCAUGGAGACAUAAGUGUCCCCGGUGACAGUUGGCUUUGUUAUACAAAAUGGCCGAAUACUGUAUAAUUCCAACUCCUGAAAAGCCUUUACAUUGUGUUGUUGGGGUUUGGGGUUCUAUUUGUAACUUUCAAAUUGUUUAGGGGUAUGUUCAUUAUUAGUUUGAUGUAAAGAAACAUGCUUUAUUGUGUGCUUUUUUGUUUUUGGUAUCUCAUUAAGCAUUUUUUUUGCUUGAAGAAUAUGCUUUAUUUAUGAAAACAUUCUUUUAAAAAACAUCAUUGGAUAUCCCAUUAUUAUCAGGUUGCUCUGAUUUAGCCUUAAUUUUGUUAAAUUUUUUAGAGAUGAAUGAAGUGCUGCUGUGGAAAGGAAUGUACUAUAUACUAUUUCUGUAUCAUUAAAAUUAAAUUUUUAUGUUUC
Monodelphis domestica (gray short-tailed opossum) is the source of this 8442-nucleotide messenger RNA. It is a transcript of the gene CYLD, whose product is annotated as CYLD lysine 63 deubiquitinase. NCBI's taxonomy places the organism in Eukaryota, Metazoa, Chordata, Mammalia, Didelphimorphia, Didelphidae. The record is from RefSeq and is a predicted model, not a curated record. Gene Ontology annotation, biological process: protein deubiquitination. Gene Ontology annotation, molecular function: cysteine-type deubiquitinase activity.